This is a messenger RNA of Bombus pyrosoma, 2316 nucleotides long. RefSeq names its product transmembrane reductase CYB561D2-like. Gene Ontology annotation, molecular function: transmembrane monodehydroascorbate reductase activity. The coding region runs from base 181 to 864 and encodes 227 amino acids. The record is from RefSeq and is a predicted model, not a curated record. The transcript has 3 exons. NCBI's taxonomy places the organism in Eukaryota, Metazoa, Arthropoda, Insecta, Hymenoptera, Apidae.
AGGACGCGUGCUUUCAGUCGAGGCGCGGACGCCGUUCCGUGUUCUUCCUCUUCUGUGUUUUUGUCCGAGCUUGUUUUCGUUUUUUCAGCACGAACGGUCCACGUCGGUGACCUUUCUCUUCGGAAAUCCGAUCCAGUGAGUCUACGACUGUCGAGGUGCAAGGAUAACAGCAAAUUAAAAAUGACAGAUCAACCAGCAGGCAAAGGACCGCCAAGUGCCAUUAUGCUGGUGUUUUCAGCCCUCACGCACAUCCUCCUACUGGCGCCAGUGAUAUACAUUUUGGUUUUGGCCUUUGGAAAGUACAGCUUCUUCUCGUGGCAUCCCAUUUGCAUGAGCGUCGGAGUGGGUCUUCUGAUAACCGAGGCGAUAUUCAGCGUUUCUGGUGAGGCGUAUGUCGGCUGGAAGGUGUCCAGAGCCAACAGAGUAACGAUUCACUGGAUCCUGCACGCCACCGGUCUAGCAUUAGUAUUAGUGGGACUCGUCAUCAUCGUGGUCAACAAGAACAACAACAACAAUCCGCAUUUUGCCACGCCUCACUCGAUCCUCGGAUUGGUCAGCAUUAUCUUGGCGUUUCUAACAGCUGCGUUCGGCAUCGUCACCAACAAUUCCAGGUGGCUGUAUCCGCGUUUCAGGCCGGUUCUUCUAAAAAUCAUGCACGCUUUCGGUGGUAUCAUAGUCACGGUGAUCUUGCUUGCGACGUUGAUCACGGGCACGUACACGAAAUGGUGGCCUGGUGGCUAUACUGGAAGAAGCUUGACGUUCACAGCGUUCUUCAUCGCGGGUUUCUUCAUCCUUCUGAAGCCGGUUCUAGGAGCUGUUUCGAGAAGCAGAGUGGUUUUCGGUCCGCCACCUGCUACCACCUAAUUACUCUGUAUAAUAUCGUAUAUUACUCUAGCAAACGUCUACGUACUGUAGCAAAGGGAAACAAUUUCAACGCUUUUAGCCAGGAUCAAUGUACCUUCAACAACUUGACUACGAAGGCACAGAAUUUUAAAUUUUCAAAACCAAUGAAAUAUGUCAAAGAUUUAUGAAAUACAUGGUAAACGUGAUGUUCGUACUCGUCGAUGAACGAGAAAGAUUCUCGUCCUUUUUGCAUAUGCGAUAAGUAUAGCGAAGCCUGAAGUAGAUUCAAAAGCAUAAUUGUGUUCAGAGUUUGUUUGUAGUCUGUUCAAUAAACGCGAUUUAUUUGCCUUACGUUACUCUAGAUUCGAUCAGAGAUCAGCAUAGCAAUAGAGAUCGAUCUAUAAAAAUAUUCUUAUCGAAUUAAAUAUUUCGUGUCGAUUACAUUGACAUAGAUAAAACGUUUUUAUCGUGUCACGUAGUAAGAUAAGAUUUAAUCGAGUUAAUUGCCACGAUUGACUUUCGUUCGUGAAACAUCGUAAUCGAGAUCUCUAUACUUGAAAUAGUUUUAUUUUUCAUGAUUUCAAAAUCCAAAGCUUUCUUCGUUGAAUAAGAAUGAAAGGAAGAAAUAACAUUUUCUACUAUUUAACGGCGUAGCAAGCACUACUAGUAUGGCAUUAGUAUAGCAGACAAAGCGCAUUAAAUAUAUUAUUCACUACAAACUUCACAUUUUGAAUUUUCAUAUAUUUAUUUUUUUAAAAAGUUGACAGUAUGUAUUUCUCGUACGUGAAGCAGGAAUUGUAUAGGAUUUCUGAUGAAAAAUAAUUAUUUUCUAAAUCGUUCAUUCUGAAUUAUUUAUCAUUCUGUUACAAUGUCAAAGGGUUAAUCUACUUACAAUUCAGACAUUCCGUCCUUCAAUGAUUGUACAGCGAUUACGACAUCCAUUUUUAAAGCUAGAUUUAGAUAAUUUCUUUAAUUCCUAAGACAAUCGUCUCGAUCGUUGUUCACAGUAUCAAGAUGAUGUUUAAUACUUUUCAAAUAUCCGGCUACAAAACUCUAUUAAUUCUAAUCGUAAAGUUCAAAAUCAAGGCUUAAGUUAGAAUAAACAAGUGAUAAUUUAAAUCCCAGUGAGCGAUGUUUAACCAGAUACUCGUAGAAUUAUUCGUAAAUGAACGAACGAAAAGAAAGAUUUGUUAUACCUCGCUUGUGUUCAUCGAACAGUUAACAUGCCAAAAAAAGAAAAAAAAAAGAGAAAGAGAGAAGGAAAGAAAUGAAACGUUUAUAUAAAUGCACCAAAAAUGCUUGUAAACUCACCUGGCAAGAGAAAAACGUAUAUUUUUUAGAUAUAUAAAUAAGUAGUACAUGUAAGAAACGUUUACCAAAAAGAUAAUGCAGAUUUGUAAUAUUAACUUAUUAAGGUAUUAUAUAGUAUCGUAUAAUAUUAUUUAAAAAUAAAAAAUAUAUAUAUUGAAAUAA